AUGCGCAUUGAUCCCCUGUUAACGGGACGGAGCGAUCCCGAUCCUGAGAAGCCGAACGCGACCGUCCCGUGCGCCGUCAAGCCACUACCCCGUUCGCCUCUCCUCGCCGGCGUGAUCCACCAGCUGUUGGUCAGCGGUUUCAACCAGAUGGCUACGCCAAUACUCCAUUUACGGUGCCCACACCAACCCCCGUGGUCGCGCCAUUUGGUUCUCCCGCGCCAGCUGCGAUACCAACUGGCGCAACCGACAUGCCCCCUGUCCCCGAUGACUAUGACAUGGGACAAGGCGACACGCGCGGCUUCGUGCACAACGUUCCGGCUCUUUUGUUUGACCACGGCGAUCCGGUUCGAUAUAACAAUCCUGGACCUCCCUGACCCGCCCUCGUUUAACGGCUCGACCAAGUCGGAGCGGCGGACAUUCAUCCGCUAG
This is a messenger RNA of Aphanomyces astaci, 429 nucleotides long. RefSeq lists its product as hypothetical. NCBI's taxonomy places the organism in Eukaryota, Oomycota, Saprolegniomycetes, Saprolegniales, Verrucalvaceae. The record is from RefSeq and is a predicted model, not a curated record. The coding region runs from base 1 to 429 and encodes 142 amino acids. The transcript is spliced from 2 exons.